Molecule: messenger RNA, 2405 nt
Organism: Centruroides sculpturatus (bark scorpion)
Lineage: Eukaryota; Metazoa; Arthropoda; Arachnida; Scorpiones; Buthidae
Product: dihydropyrimidinase-like
Exons: 15
Coding region: 48-1985 (645 amino acids)
Biological process (GO): pyrimidine nucleobase catabolic process
Cellular component (GO): cytoplasm; cytosol
Molecular function (GO): dihydropyrimidinase activity
Source: RefSeq, a predicted model, not a curated record
CACGUGUUCCGGCCGAUCCGGCAUUCGACCCCCGCCGCCCGCCCGACAUGGACUCCGCCGCCUCCUCUCCCGGCCCCGGUGGAACCCCUCGCCGGGCCAAACCCAACGCCUUCUUCUGCACCGUCCCCGACGCCGACGACUGCAAGUCUCUAGAAAUGAGCGACUCUCCUUCCCGACGACCCUCCGGCCCCGUCCGAGACGGACCUUUCGACGAGACCGUCCCUCCGCCCGAACUGGCCCAAGAAGUGGAGGCCCGACCCUGGCAACCCCCCGACCAGAGCGCGCAGACGCGACUUCUGAUCAAGGGAGGAAGGAUCGUCAACGACGAUUGCAUCUUCGACGCCGACAUCUACGUGGAAGACGGCGUCAUCAAACAGGUGGGAAGAGACCUGAUCAUCCCGGGAGGAACUCGGACCCUCGAGGCCAAGGGCAAAUACGUCAUUCCCGGCGGAGUCGAUCCCCACACUAGAUUCGAAUUCUCCUUCUUGGACGUCAAGUCGUCGGACGACUUCUAUUCGGGAACCAAAGCCGCUUUGGCCGGAGGAACCACCACUAUAGUGGACUGCGUGGUCGAUCCCAGUUGUUCGAUUUUGGAAGCCUACGAGAAAUGGAGGAGCGUGGCCGACGAGAAGGUGUGCUGCGACUACGGACUGCACGUGACCCUGACCUGCUGGAACGACAAGGUCGAACGGGAAAUGGACCUCCUGACUAAAGAAAAAGGUGUCAACUCGUUCGUGGCUUUCAUGGCUUACAAGGACCUUCUGAUGCUGAACGACGAAGAACUGCUGAAAGUUUUCGAGGCCUGCAAGAAACUGGGAGCCCUGCCCCAGGUUCACGCCGAAAACGGAGACAUCGUUCACCAGCUGGAACAGAAAAUUUUGCGCAUGGGCAUCACCGGACCCGAAGGAUACGUCUACUCCAGACCCGAAGAGGUGGAAGCGGAAGCUACUUAUCGAGCCGCCACUCUGGCCAAUCAGACCAACUGCCCGCUGUACGUGCUGAACGUCACCGGCAAGAGCGCCGCCGACGUCAUUUCCGGCAAAAGGAAGGAAGGUUGCAUCCUGUUCGGAGAAACCACCGCCGCUUCCCUGGGCACCGACGGCACUCACUACUUCAACAUGUGUUGGCAACACGCCGCCGCUCACGUUACUUGUCCUCCCCUCAGACCCGAUCCUCGUCUGUCUUCUCGCCUCAUGGACUAUCUGAGCAGUGGCGAUCUGACGGUGACCGCCAGCGCCAACGCUACUUUCAACAACGCUCAAAAGGCCCUGGGAGCCGACGACUUUACUAAAAUACCGCACGGAGUCAACGGAGUGGAAGACAGGAUGUCGGUGGUUUGGGAAAGAGGAGUGGUUACCGGCAAGUUAACUCCCUGUCAAUUCGUGGCCGUCACCAGCACCAACGCCGCCAAGAUAUUUAAUAUUUAUCCUCGCAAAGGUCGCAUCCAAGUGGGCUCGGACGCCGACCUGGUGGUGUGGGAUCCCGAGGCCACCCGCACCGUCUCGGCCAAGACUCAUCGCCAGAACACGGAUUUCAACGUCUUCGAGGGCAUGACGUGUCACGGAGUACCGGAAUACGUGGUGACUCAGGGCAGAAUCGUCUUGGAAGAGGGCGAGCUGCACGUGUGUCAAGGAAUGGGAAGAUUCGUCCCCAUGCCUCCUUACUCGCCUUUCGUCUUCGGCCGCGUCAACGACAGAGAAAAGGCCAGGAAGCCGGCGAAAGUUGACCGAGACGCCUAUUCGGGUCCCGUGGACGAGAACGUCACCUACAUGGUGGAGAAGGCCCACUAUCCGGUCAGAGAGAACCUGGUCUACGCCCAACCGUCGUCCGAGUUUCACUCUCGCCCGCCCACUCGAAGCGGAGGAAGAAACCUUCAGGACUCCACCUUCAGUCUGUCUGGUGCGCAGAUCGACGACAACAAGAGUCCGAGAGCCGGGAUCAAGGUCAACAAUCCUCCCGGAGGACAUUCUACCGGACUGUGGUGAACUUUUUCCCAGGCGGCUCCCGAAGUCUCGUCCCUCCCACCGGGCGCCGCCGCCCGGGAUACGGGGCGGGAGGGCGCGUUCCGGUCGUCCCGGGCAGGACCGCCCCCCUAUUUAUUCGGACGGAGACUCCGACCGCCACCGGCACUUCUCACUCGCCCUUUUGAUAAACGCCGUGCUUUGUACCAACGUUUAUAUAUAUAUAUAACGUACGUUUGUGUCUACGGAACAUUUAUACGCCCACGCGCGCCGGAAGUGGACGAUCGGCGUCCCAGCGUCGAUCCGAAACCACACUCUUCCUUUUUCUAUGUCCGUUCUUCCCCUUUGUUUCGUCGAUAGACGGAUGCCAAUGUUUACCACUCGACGCCUACGCUCAGCGCUGUGUGUAAUGCGUAUUAACAAUAAAAUUUGCCGUAAUCCAUG